This is a messenger RNA of Anopheles funestus (African malaria mosquito), 2519 nucleotides long. RefSeq lists its product as uncharacterized. The transcript has 2 exons. The coding region runs from base 293 to 2458 and encodes 721 amino acids. Gene Ontology annotation, molecular function: protein binding. NCBI's taxonomy places the organism in Eukaryota, Metazoa, Arthropoda, Insecta, Diptera, Culicidae. Gene Ontology annotation, cellular component: SCF ubiquitin ligase complex. Gene Ontology annotation, biological process: SCF-dependent proteasomal ubiquitin-dependent protein catabolic process. The record is from RefSeq and is a predicted model, not a curated record.
AGGUGUCAAAAUUGACUGCAGAUUUUGUGAAUGUCAUUCGAGAAACCUAAAAUUUUCGAUCACUGUUUCUAGUUUUGUGUUGCUGGAUAAGGAAAUAAUCGAAUUUUAGAUACCCGUUUCGCUGGGGUCGCCUAAUCAGCUAAUGUCGCCAUUCGAGACGUGCACGAAAGGUCUAAAUUAUCUAGAAAAAUAACAAUAAUUUAUCAAGACAUAUUUGUAGCAAAUCGUAACGUAAAUACAAAACUAACACUAUCAAGUUUAUGGUGCCUAUUUUUGUACAAGACCCUAAAAGAUGGAUCCGAUUGGCGUAGAUAAAACUAUGGCUGAACCUGAUUUUCCAUCAUCAAGUCGAGUGUCUGGUCUUCGACAACAAACAUGCGAACAAGGCCGUAAAAGGAAAUUAUCCACUGAGGUGGAUAGCAAGACGGUGGAACCAGAUGCAAAACAUCAGUUGGUAGAAGAAGCUAAGAGCUUCAAUAAUGCCACAGAACCGCUUUGGUCAACAUUGGCCGUUAAUAUUUUAGAUCUCAGUGACGAAAUACUGUUGUUGAUAUUUCAACAUUUGGAUAGUAACAGUUUGCUUCUGCUAUCAAAAGUUUGUUUAAGAUUGCAGCGGCUAGUGGCUGACAAAACACUAUGGACAAAUGCUGAUUUCACCUCAGCGAAAUUAACUACAGCGGAAGUACGUCAACGCAUUAGCCACCUACAACCAGCCAAUACAAAAAUGUUAAAGCUUCGUGGUAUGACAAGUGUAUAUCCUGCAGAAAUGUGGAAUGUGCCAACGCUAACAGUUGGUAUUCUGCAGACAAUCGCAACGCGUUGUACUUUAUUAGAUCGAUUGGAAUUAACAGAAGCAUAUUUGGAUAUGAACAAAAUCAACAUUACAAUGUUUCCCCAUGCUUUACGUUCGUUGGUAUUUAGAAAGUGUGCAUUAUCAGUGCAAAAUAUUAACAAUCAGUUCGUGUUGCCCAACCAGCAAAUUCGAUCAUUUCUAACGAACAUGUACAAAUACCUCAUUCGCCUGGAAGAGCUCACAAUAGAAUAUUGCGCUUGGUUCGACACACAUGAUUUAAUGGUUCUUUCUAAACUUCCGAAUUUACGAUACCUCAGCCUGAAGGGUUGUGCUAAUAUAAAAGAUAGUGUCCCAUACGCCAGUUUAGCAACGCGGUUCGGAUUCAAGAAGCUCGAAACACUCGACUUACGCGACACACCGAUAUCGGAUUCAGAUGUCAGCUGUUUUAAUAUUGUACACUCUCUGAAAGAAUUAAGGCUGGAAUGUCCCGAACAUUUGCGAACGGAAAGAGGACUAAACGAAUAUAAUGAAGCAGAACGGCAACGCGUUGAGCAAUUACACCGUUUGGCUAUGCCAGAUCCACACCAGAAUGAAGAUGCUGAUCGUCCCGGGGAUGAUAUUGCUGCAAACCCGAUUCAUAUCCAUAACGAAGCACCAGUGGAAGGUGCCCAGUUGCCUCCACCUAUUCCGCGGCCUAGACAUGGAGUGUUUGAGAUACGCAUAAUACACGGUGAUUAUCCAGGAUAUGCUGGUGGAAAUCAGGAUAAUUUAAUACGAUUCGUCCGCGAUCCACAGCAACCGAUUGCAAAUAUUCCUGCAGAGCCUGGCCGAAGAAUGCCAGUAGCAAAUGAGAACAAUAGACAAGAUAGACAAAAUAUUGUACGGAUCAUCAAUAGAGAUUUGCUGCUGCAACGGCGUGAAAAUGUCCUAUUAAAUCAUAGAAUAUUACGUCAACAUGGAGAUCAAAUGCAAAUAAACGCUGCCUAUCAACGCAUUUUCGAUGCCGGCGGUAAUCAUGUACAACGCCCUCGUCCUGAACCGCGACCUGACCGACCAGAUGACAGAGGUUUGGCUGAAAAUCCACCACGUGAACGUCUUGUAGAACACGAUGUGAACUUGCGUUUGCAUGAUGAAGCGAAUAAUGUUCCAGUGCAGAAUGAAAACGAAGAACAACCACCACAGCAGCCACCACCACCACAACGCGUACUACCACAUGUGAUUAUUAUGCCAGGAAAUUUUCAGGAACUUGUUCACCGGCCAGGCAACGGAAAUCAACAUCAAAUUUUUGUAAACCUAGGCAUAGGGCAACAAGCGCCAAAUUACGUAUCAUUAAUUAGUGAUCGUGGUAUUUGUGCGUACGGAGUGUCACGUAAUGAGCUAGCAGGAGCCCUUCUGGAUGAAAUAUUACACCAUAACCUUACUGGCUUGGAGCGUUUGUCCAUACGCAAUUAUAAGCUUGUCACCGAUACAUCGCUUGAUCAUCUCGAAACAGCAGCACCGCACUUGAAGCUUUUAGACGUAACAGGAACAUCUGUGACUGCUCAAGGAAUUCGCAACUUUAGACUUUCCCGUCCUCAUUGCGUGGUCGUCUCUGACCAUGACAAAAUGGAAAAUGAAUCAAAUCCUGUUGUAAAUUCUGAAGCUGUAAGCGUAGAUCGUCUUUAAUGAAUGUCUAACAUGUGAAAUACUUAUAGUAUGAGCGUAAUACACUUUUGUUUGCCAAUAA